UUUUUUUAAAAAAAAUAAUUAAUACUUUUUUUCCACUUUUAACACGUUACAAUUUUUACAAAAUUUCGUUUGUACGACGUUUCAUAUAAAAUGACUACAAUGACAGAUAAUAUAUUAACGGAAUCAAAUAAUGAGAAUAUAUUAACAAGACCAAGAAGUGAAAGAGUUUCUAUCGUACUUUCUAGUACAAGUUCCGAAACUUUAUCUAUUGAUACUUUAAGUUUAGAUGCUCAAUCAUUUAAAUCCAUUAGUUCAAGAUCUCCUUCAACAAUAAAUUUAACAUUUUCACCUACAGAUGAAAAUUUUCCUUCAAAUUUAACUCCAAAUAAUAAUAAUAAUAAAAAAAAGAAAAAUAUUUUUAUAUCUAUUAAAGAAAAGAUACCAAAUCCUACUGAUAUAUUACAUAAACAAAGAAAAAAAGAAAAUGAUUUUUUAGGUUAUUAUGAAUGUAGAAAUACUACUUCUUUAUUAAAUCCAAAAAUUUCUUUAUCUACUGCUAGAAUUAAUUUACAUGAAGGUGAAUCUGUUGAUGAAGCUAGACGUUUAGUUAUAACAAAAAUUAAAAAUUCUCCUUAUCUUAAUAAUGUUUCCAUUUUCAUUAUUACUGGUAAAGGUAAUCAUAUGAAUAGUACUAAUAAUCCUGGUAUUUUAAAUAAAAGUUUUCUUGAUUGGAUGAAAGAUGAUUCUAUUAAAAAUUUG
Rhizophagus irregularis DAOM 181602=DAOM 197198 is the source of this 699-nucleotide messenger RNA. Lineage: Eukaryota; Fungi; Glomeromycota; Glomeromycetes; Glomerales; Glomeraceae. The record is from RefSeq and is a predicted model, not a curated record.